AUGGCCUUCCUUGAUACACAGUGGUCUCCCAACGCCAUGACCACCGAAUGCAUAGAAAAGUGGAUAGAAGACAUCCGACAGUGCCGAUACCUGCCCGAAAAGGACCUGACGCGACUCUGUGAGUGCGUGGGAGAACUUCUGUUGGAGGAGUGCAAUGUGCAACCCGUCUCUACCCCCGUGACUGUCUGCGGUGACAUCCAUGGACAGUUUUAUGAUCUCCGAAAGCUGCUCCAAGUCGGUGGUGAACCGCCGGAGACAAACUACAUUUUCAUGGGCGAUUUCGUCGAUCGUGGCUACUACAGUCUCGAGACCUUCACUCUACUCAUGGCACUCAAAGCCCGAUAUCCGGACAAGAUCACUCUGCUCAGGGGUAACCACGAAAGUAGACAAAUAACGCAGGUUUACGGCUUCUACGAUGAAUGCCUGAACAAGUAUGGAAACGCGAAUCCAUGGCGACAGUGUUGCAAAGUGUUUGACCUCCUAACUCUGGCCGCUCUCAUUGAUGAAACAAUCCUCUGCGUGCAUGGUGGUCUUUCUCCCGAGACCAAAACCCUCGACCAGAUACGCACAAUUGACAGAAAUAUGGAAAUACCGCACAAGGGCCCCCUCUGUGAUCUUCUGUGGUCCGACCCCGACGAGGUGACAAAGUGGACAAUAAGCCCGCGUGGAGCCGGUUUUUUGUUUGGCCAAAGGGUGUGUUACUCUUCUCUCUAUCCUUUUUCGCGUUUACCGUUCUAG
Dibothriocephalus latus is the source of this 738-nucleotide messenger RNA. NCBI's taxonomy places the organism in Eukaryota, Metazoa, Platyhelminthes, Cestoda, Diphyllobothriidea, Diphyllobothriidae. The record is from the annotation of a GenBank genome assembly.